GCGCCACCGCCCGCAUUCGCAUUUUCUCAACACAACACGCUAAAAAGCUUCUCACAGGCAUAUCGUCGAACACCUUGGAUAACUCUCUAACAAUGGCUCUUGCAUCCGGCAGUGCCACCUCUCUUCUCCCCAACAAAACCCUUGCUCCCCCUACCCACCAACAACCCGUUUCACCUUUCUACAAGCAUGGGGUUUCCCUCAAACCCCCAGCCAGAUCCGUCCGCCCCAUCUCCGCCGUCCAUUCUGCCGACCCUUCCAAGUCGUCUUCCAAGCAAACCCCGCCUGCCUCCACUUCUGCCUCCGCGGCGGCGGCUCCGACUGUGUCGAAGUCGGGAGGUGGUGAGGGUAAGUGGGCCGUGGAAAGCUGGAAAUCCAAGAAGGCGCUUCAGCUCCCCGAGUACCCUGAUCAGGCUGAGCUUGAAUCGGUGCUCAAGACUAUUGAGUCUUUCCCGCCGAUCGUGUUUGCUGGAGAGGCACGCAGCUUGGAGGAGAAGCUCGGAGAGGCCGCAAUGGGUAGGGCGUUCUUGCUCCAAGGUGGAGAUUGUGCCGAGAGUUUCAAGGAGUUCAAUGCUAACAACAUAAGGGACACUUUCAGAAUCCUCCUUCAGAUGGGAGCUGUUCUCAUGUUCGGUGGUCAAAUGCCCGUUAUCAAGGUAGGAAGAAUGGCUGGGCAAUUCGCUAAGCCAAGAUCAGAGUCCUUUGAGGAAAAGGAUGGUGUAAAGUUGCCAAGUUACAGGGGAGACAACGUGAAUGGAGAUGCAUUUGAUGAGAAGUCGAGGAUUCCUGACCCCCAGAGGUUGAUCAGGGCCUAUUGCCAAUCUGCAGCUACAUUGAAUCUCUUGAGGGCUUUUGCUACUGGAGGUUAUGCCUCUAUGCAGAGGGUAACUCAAUGGAACUUGGAUUUCACCGAGCAUAGUGAGCAGGGGGAUAGGUAUCGUGAACUAGCUCAUAGAGUUGAUGAGGCCCUUGGUUUCAUGAAUGCUGCUGGUCUUACAAUGGAUCAUCCUAUCAUGAAAACCACUGAUUUUUGGACAUCCCAUGAGUGCUUGCACUUGCCAUAUGAGCAGUCACUCACCAGGCUGGAUUCAACGUCUGGCCUGUACUAUGACUGCUCUGCUCAUUUUCUUUGGGCUGGAGAGCGAACCCGGCAAUUGGAUGGCGCUCAUGUCGAGUUCUUGAGAGGAGUUGCUAACCCUCUGGGAAUUAAGGUGAGUGACAAGAUGAAUCCAGGCGAUUUAGUCAAGCUCAUUGAAAUUUUGAAUCCCCAGAACAAGCCAGGGCGGAUCACAAUAAUUACAAGGAUGGGAGCGGAGAACAUGAGGGUCAAGCUUCCUCAUUUGAUUAGGGCAAUCCGAAGGGCAGGGCAAAUCGUUACUUGGGUAUCAGAUCCCAUGCAUGGAAAUACUAUUAAGGCUCCUUGCGGUCUAAAAACUCGACCUUUUGAUUCAAUCCGGGCCGAAGUGAGAGCUUUCUUUGAUGUGCACGAGCAAGAGGGGAGCCACCCUGGAGGUGUGCACUUAGAAAUGACGGGCCAAAACGUGACAGAGUGCAUUGGUGGAUCUCGAACUGUGACUUUCGAUGAUCUGAGCUCACGUUACCACACCCACUGUGAUCCUAGAUUGAACGCCUCCCAAUCCCUCGAGCUUGCAUUCAUUAUCGCGGAACGCUUGAGAAAGAGGAGAAUCGGAUCUCAAGCCACACUACCGCUGUGAGAGCAGUUUGAGGAAUGGAUUCUGACUUCCCCCCUCAUCGAUCUCUUGGUGUUUGCCUUUGUCGAUCCGUUUUGUUUUCAACUAUUUUUUAUCCUGUUUAGAACUAUGUUAUGUCCAGUGUCCUGCAAUGCAUACACUGGAAGAACAUGAUGGUAUGAUGUAUGAGAGUUUGGUGGCGAUGAAUAAAGUAGAAAAUUAGUUGUGCAAAUCUCUUAACUGUUGUAAGAAGAGUUUGGAAUAGGUGAUGUAGAUCCUAUUGCCCAUUUGUUAAUACAGAAAGUUUCAAGUGAA
This is a messenger RNA of Ipomoea nil (Japanese morning glory), 2003 nucleotides long. Its product is annotated as phospho-2-dehydro-3-deoxyheptonate aldolase 1, chloroplastic-like. Bases 93 to 1712 code for a protein of 539 amino acids. Gene Ontology annotation, biological process: aromatic amino acid biosynthetic process. The record is from RefSeq and is a predicted model, not a curated record. Lineage: Eukaryota; Viridiplantae; Streptophyta; Magnoliopsida; Solanales; Convolvulaceae. Gene Ontology annotation, molecular function: 3-deoxy-7-phosphoheptulonate synthase activity. The transcript is spliced from 5 exons.